This is a messenger RNA of Suillus paluster, 1449 nucleotides long. RefSeq names its product MFS multidrug-resistance DHA1 sub-family. Gene Ontology annotation, biological process: transmembrane transport. The record is from RefSeq and is a predicted model, not a curated record. The transcript is spliced from 7 exons. The coding region runs from base 1 to 1449 and encodes 482 amino acids. Gene Ontology annotation, molecular function: transmembrane transporter activity. Lineage: Eukaryota; Fungi; Basidiomycota; Agaricomycetes; Boletales; Suillaceae.
AUGUCUCCUGAUCCUAGGUCUCAGCAGUUGGAUGAAGAAACGCCUUUGCUUCAUACGGAGGGAAAUGCGCCGGCGAAAAAACUGCAGACACCUUUACCAUGGCGUCAGUUCUCGAUGCUCCUAGUAUUGCAGAUCGCAGAGCCAAUGACCGCGUAUGUCAUCUCCCCUUUUGCGCCUCAGCUCAUUCGUGACAUUGGGAUCACCCAUGGAGAUGAAGCCCUAGUUCCGUUCUACGUUGGGCUGUUACACUCGCUGUUCUUUGCAACAGAAGCACUCACCAUUUUCCACUGGAGUCGUCUUUCUGAUUAUGUUGGUCGCAAACCUGUCGUGCUAAUCGGACUGUUCGGACUUUCCCUCUCUAUGAUCUGCUUCGGAUUGUCCAAGACAUUCUGGGGCUUGGUGUUAAGUCGUUGUCUCAAUGGCGCACUCAAUGGUAACAUUGGCGUCAUGAAAAGCAUGACAGUUGAAAUGACGGAUUCCACUAAUGUCGCCCGCGCAUGGGGAUUCCUUCCUCUUGCCUGGUCUAGCGGUACCACACUUGGACCAUUCAUAGGCGGAGAACUUGCGCGACCUGUGGAUAGGUUUCCUGGUGUCUUCGGGCGUUCUGAAUUUCUCAAGACAUAUCCUUAUUUCUUGCCGUGUGCAGUCCCUGCCACUGUGUCAGCGUUGUCGUGGAUUGUCAUUUUUCUUUACUUGAAGGAGACCACAACUCCGCAAGCAACCAUAAAUCAACUUCUGCCUUGGAAAAAGCGCAAGGCCGUUCCUUCACCUGCUCUAGAAUCCCCGCCAGCAUCAUCUUCGAUCAAUAAGCCCGUCCCCAUUCGAGACCUUUUCAUUCGCCGUGUCUUCAUCGCAACUGGGAGCUACGCCGGUAUUGCCCUCGUUGAUAUCUCAUUUCGCACCGUACAACCCGUCUUCUAUGCUACUCCCAUAUCCCUGGGCGGUCUGGGACUCGAUCCCCCAACCAUUGGAACCAUCCUGGCAAUCCAGGGGAUAAUAAGUGGCCUAAUCCAGCCAUUGGCCUUUCCCAAGCUUCAUGACAUCAUGGGUCCAAGAAACCUUUGGCUAUUAUCUGUGGCUAGUUCCGUGCCUAUGGUCGCUCUCUUCCCGGCCUUGAAUACACUGGCGAGAUCUAGUCAGAGUGUAUGGUAUUUGAUGGGACUACAACUAGCUUUUCUGUGCUGCACGAAUUUCGCAUAUUGCAUCUCGUUCAUGUAUAUCAACGCGGCUUCACCUAAUCGAGCGUCCGUUGGCGCGACAAACGGGUUUGCGCAGGUGGUCGUUUCUGUGAUGCGUGCUGUUGGACCAGCUACAGCCAACACUGCGUUCUCGAUAAGCAUCGAGAAACAGUAUCUUGGAGGGAAUCUGGUGUAUUGUGUGAUGGGAGGUAUGGUGUGCAUGGUGAUGGGCGUCGGCGUCUUGUUACCUCGCACCAUGUGGAAUGACUAA